Molecule: messenger RNA, 980 nt
Organism: Eptesicus fuscus (big brown bat)
Lineage: Eukaryota; Metazoa; Chordata; Mammalia; Chiroptera; Vespertilionidae
Gene: HOXA7
Product: homeobox A7
Exons: 2
Coding region: 171-869 (232 amino acids)
Biological process (GO): anterior/posterior pattern specification; regulation of transcription by RNA polymerase II
Cellular component (GO): nucleus
Molecular function (GO): DNA-binding transcription factor activity, RNA polymerase II-specific; RNA polymerase II cis-regulatory region sequence-specific DNA binding
Source: RefSeq, a predicted model, not a curated record
CUGCGGAGAUUGGCGGAGGCGGUCAUGUGGGCGGUCACGUGCUGCGGCGAGCUCCGUCCAAAAGAAAAUGGGGUUUGGUGUAAAUCUGGGGGUGUAAUGUUAUCAUAUAUCACGCUACCUCGUAAAACCGACACUGAAAGCUGCCGGACAACAAAUCACAGGUCAAAAUUAUGAGUUCUUCGUAUUAUGUGAACGCGCUUUUUAGCAAAUAUACGGCGGGGGCUUCUCUGUUCCAAAAUGCCGAGCCUACUUCGUGCUCCUUUGCGCCCAACUCGCAGAGGAGCGGCUACGGGGCGGGCGCCGGCGCCUUCGCGUCCACCGUGCCGGGCUUGUACAAUGUCAACAGCCCCCUGUACCAGAGCCCCUUCGCGUCCGGCUACGGCCUGGGCGCCGACGCCUACGGCAACCUGCCCUGCGCCUCCUACGACCAAAACAUCCCCGGGCUCUGCGGUGACCUCGCCAAAGGCGCCUGCGACAAGGUGGACGAAGGCGCGCUGCACGGCGCGGCCGAGGCCAAUUUCCGCAUCUACCCCUGGAUGCGGUCUUCAGGGCCUGAUAGGAAGCGGGGCCGCCAGACCUACACGCGCUACCAGACGCUGGAGCUGGAGAAGGAGUUCCACUUCAACCGCUACCUGACCCGGCGCCGCCGCAUCGAGAUCGCCCACGCGCUCUGCCUCACCGAGCGCCAGAUCAAGAUCUGGUUCCAGAACCGCCGCAUGAAGUGGAAGAAAGAGCAUAAGGACGAAGGGCCGGCGGCUGCUGCAGCCCCCGAGGGGCCCGUGCCCGAAGCAGCAGCCACGGCCACCGCAGCAGACAAGGCCGAAGAGGAGGAGGAGGAGGAAGAUGAGGAUGAAGAGGAGGAGGAGUGAGGGGCCCAGCAGGGCCCUGGGCUGCACCAGACAGUCCGGAAAGCGUCUUUAGAGACUCGUCGAUUUUAUUUACAAAAGUUGAAAAAUAAAAAGAAAAUGUAAAAAAAAAAA